Hippocampus zosterae (dwarf seahorse) is the source of this 1977-nucleotide messenger RNA. It is a transcript of the gene gatm, whose product is annotated as glycine amidinotransferase (L-arginine:glycine amidinotransferase). The transcript has 9 exons. Gene Ontology annotation, molecular function: amidinotransferase activity. Gene Ontology annotation, cellular component: mitochondrion. NCBI's taxonomy places the organism in Eukaryota, Metazoa, Chordata, Actinopteri, Syngnathiformes, Syngnathidae. The record is from RefSeq and is a predicted model, not a curated record. The coding region runs from base 85 to 1356 and encodes 423 amino acids.
GUCCAGGCGUCUUCAUUCUAAAAAAGGGAGCCUAGAGGACCGCUAGCCACCUUUGAAGUCACACUAAAUCACCAUUGGGCUAUAAUGCUGCGAGUGAGGUGUUUGAGAGGAGGAAGCCGAGGGGCCGAGGCUGCCCAUCUGAUCGGAGCCAUGGUGGGCCGUGCAGCGACUGGUUGGGUGCAGCGGGCCUUCCAGAGCACCUCCAGCGCCGCAGCUGCUCAAACACAGCCGACGGUUGAAGACGACCAUGUUACUGAGCCUGCACAGCAGGAGUGUCCUGUUAGCAGUUACAAUGAAUGGGACCCUCUUGAGGAGGUCAUUGUGGGCCGUGCUGAAAAUGCCCGUGUUCCUCCCUUCACUGUAGAGGUGAAAGCAAACACAUAUGAGAAGUACUGGUCCUUCUAUCAGAAGUACGGGGGCCAACCUUUUCCUGCGGACCACUUGAAAAAAGCAGUUUCUGAGAUUGAGGAAAUGUGCAACAUUCUCCAUCACGAGGGUGUGAAUGUGAGGAGACCAGAGCCGAUUGACUGGUCCAUGGAAUACAAAACUCCUGACUUCCAAUCAUCAGGCAUGUAUGCAGCCAUGCCCCGAGAUAUCCUAAUGGUUGUAGGAAAUGAGAUAAUCGAGGCUCCAAUGGCGUGGAGGGCUCGCUUCUUCGAGUAUCGAGCAUACCGGCCUUUGAUCAAGGAGUACUUCAGAAGAGGCGCUAAAUGGACCACUGCUCCCAAACCCACGAUGGCCGAUGAGCUGUACGAUCAGGACUAUCCCAUCCGCACAGUUGAGGACAGACACAAGCUGGCCGCUCAGGGCAAAUUUGUGACCACGGAGCACGAGCCCUGCUUUGACGCUGCUGAUUUCAUUCGAGCUGGCAAGGACCUUUUUGUCCAGAGAAGUCAGGUUACAAAUUACAUGGGAAUUGAGUGGAUGCGCCGUCAUCUGGCCCCGGACUACAACAUCCACAUCAUCUCAUUCAAAGACCCGAACCCCAUGCACAUUGAUGCCACUUUCAACAUCAUCGGGCCAGGACUCGUGCUGUCAAAUCCUGAUCGGCCAUGUCGCCAGAUUGACAUGUUCAAGAAAGCAGGCUGGACUGUUGUAAAGCCUCCGACACCUCUGAUUCCUGAUGAUCACCCUCUUUGGAUGUCCUCCAAAUGGCUAUCCAUGAAUGUUCUGAUGCUGGAUGAGAAACGUGUCAUGGUGGAUGCCAAUGAAUCCACCAUUCAGAGAAUGUUCGAGAACCUCGGUAUAAAGACCAUAAAGGUGAACAUUCGCCAUGCCAACUCGCUGGGUGGCGGCUUCCACUGCUGGACUACUGACGUCCGCCGCCGUGGUACACUGCAGUCCUACUUCCACUAGCCUUGCCAGAAAUAGGCAGUUUUUAUUGAGCUUAUUAGAGCCUCCGUAUGGUAUUUUAAUUCAAUUGCCGAUUUGGGAUCUAUUACCUAGUGUCUCUAACGAAGCUUAACACAAAGAUUAAUAAGGAGGCUUUAAAGCUUUUAUUAAGUCAAUUGUUCCACCUUGAGUGUGAGUGUCAAACUUGUGACAAUUAUGAUUUUUAAAAGUGUACUAACAGAUACACAAAUAUAUUAAUUAGUCCUAACAGUCGGCACCAAAGUCUUGUUCCGGAUUGGGUCUUCGUGUCCUGAAUGAAUAUGAAUGUUUUGUUUUGAUUUGACGUCUAUGUGCAUUACAGUGCCUGUGCAAACGGCUUUCUUUUAAUAUACGGUGAACCCCCACGUAUUCACGAUUCAGAAUGCAGUGUUUAGACAAGGAAGGUUGCAAAGAAAUUAUUAUUGUAAAGAAAAUUUGGGGGUUUAUUUCCCCUUUAAAUAAUGGAGGGGGCUACAAUUUUUCAGUGCUUCUGGGCGGCUCCAUGUGACCGCGAACUUCCUAACCAGAUGGACAAAAUACAUUUAUAUGUAUCUUUUUUUACAUUUCAUCAAAAUGUUAACAUUAUUUACUCAGUUUGUCCUGAAU